UGAGAUCCAGAAUCAAGCUAAGUAGCAAAUCCAUCGUGCAGCAAUGGCGGCAGCUGACCUUCUCCUGCCUUCCAAGAGGCAAGAGAAUAACCCCAGUUGUCUGGGAACCUUGUCAGUCCUUCCGGCCACGGCAACUGCAGACUGGUCCUCGCUCCAGCCUGACAUAGUCCGCCACAUCGCCAACUCCUUCCUCACCACCGACGACGUCGACUGCUACAUGGACUUGCGCGCCGUCUGCCACAUCUGGCGCUGCGCCACCGACGACCCCAAGGACGACACUUCAGACCCUCGGUUCCUCCCGUAUCGGUGGAUCAUCCUGAACGACGCCUUUCAGAGUGGCACGCGUCGCCUCUUGGUCAACACCAACACUGGCCGGUUCCUCCACAGGGAGCUCCCAUUGCUCCGCGACUACUAUGUCAUAACCACCACUCUCACCGGCUUCUUCAUCCUGGCUGAUAGGAGCCCUCCUCAUGCCGCUCAUGUAUUCAACCCUCUCACCGGCGGCACCAUCCCAUUCACGGUGCCUGUGCCGCCCGAGGCCUGACCAGUUUGAAGUCGAAGACCAUAAGUUUCCGGUUUAUAGUUUCAUCUGAAGGGCAGUCGUCGUAGGUGGUUUGAUCGGUCGUUGGUGGGGAUCAGCCGGAAUGGCUGACGCCUGACGUGAUUCGCAAGAUCUUGGGUGUGGCAUAGUCGCUCCGUGCUCAUCCAUUGAAGUUUUUUUCCGCUGAUCCUCCUGAGAUGGGUUCUGCAGACAACGCCCGGUGUUUCCUAAUGGACUUUGGUGGACAUCUGCUGGCCAUCAUCAAGGGACAAGGACUCAUCCAGGUUUUCAAGUGCGAUGACGAGAAUGGCACACUUUCGCAUGUGAAGAGCAUCAUCAAGCAUGACAUCUUCAUUGGUCACCAUAGGUGCCUAGCUGUGAACACCGAUAUGUUCCCAUCGAUUGAGGCAAACUGUAUUUACUAUACUGAACACCUGGGUUCCUCUGCUUGUAUCUGGAAGUUCAACAUCGAGGACAGGAAAGUAGAGACGGUCUCGGAAGCUGUUGAUUUUGCGAAGAAGGACAAGCAGUUUGUCCUCGUCGCCGACCGUCCUUUCACGAUCAUCCAGCUUCUCUCGAGCUACACCAUCAACAUCCAGGAUUCUGAACUGGCCUUACAACAGAUCACAUAAGGCGCCGCCGAUGAACUGGAUGAUUAAGCCUAUGGUAUGCAUUGCUAAGAAAUG
Triticum dicoccoides is the source of this 1227-nucleotide messenger RNA. RefSeq lists its product as uncharacterized. NCBI's taxonomy places the organism in Eukaryota, Viridiplantae, Streptophyta, Magnoliopsida, Poales, Poaceae. The transcript has 2 exons. The coding region runs from base 44 to 544 and encodes 166 amino acids. The record is from RefSeq and is a predicted model, not a curated record.